Molecule: messenger RNA, 354 nt
Organism: Phytomonas sp. Hart1
Lineage: Eukaryota; Euglenozoa; Kinetoplastea; Trypanosomatida; Trypanosomatidae
Source: the annotation of a GenBank genome assembly
GUAAAAAAAAAGAGAAAUAUACCCAAUUUAUUUUCUCCACUUCAGAAGUUAAUAAAACGAAGGUUAAUGUCUCAGGUACGCAAAACAGCUGGUAAUACAGACGAACAGCCCACAAAGCCGAAUUGUGUGUGUUCCACUUGUUUUACCCCACAGCCCUAUCCCCAACCCGGGAUCUCCACCAUGCCUUACCAAUGCUCGUAUUGUAGGCUGUACGGAAUGGAUAUGAAGAUUCUCUACACCCGUCGUUCGUUUCCAACGGAGCACUCCACUCGGUAAUCUGGAGGGAAUAGUUUUUGUGUAUAGGUAUCUUCUAUAAACAUUAUUGGUCCCGCCUAGGUAUACCCAAAGAAUAAG